Molecule: messenger RNA, 2666 nt
Organism: Nelumbo nucifera (sacred lotus)
Lineage: Eukaryota; Viridiplantae; Streptophyta; Magnoliopsida; Proteales; Nelumbonaceae
Product: P-loop containing nucleoside triphosphate hydrolases superfamily protein
Molecular function (GO): ATP binding; RNA helicase activity; nucleic acid binding
Source: RefSeq, a predicted model, not a curated record
GAGAGAGGGGGGGCUCUAGUAAAAGUUAUAGGCGGUAUCCCCAAAUUUUCCGGACCCUUCCAUCAUCUGCUUUUCCCCUCCUGCAAGCAGCCAAGCGAUCUUCUCCCACGUUCGACGACGACGACACCAUGAAACGCUCGGUCGAUGACCUCGGCGUCACUGCCGCAACCAAUAUCAAAAAACCCGUCUUCCUCACCAAAGCUCAACGCGAACAAUUAGCCCUUCAACGCCGCGAGGAAGAAGUAACCGAGCAAAAGCGACGGGCCGAACAACUACUCCAACAGCAGCAGCAGCAGCAGCAACAACAGAACCGCUCUAGGAAAUCUUCCGACCACUCUCCUAGCCGCGACAGCCGCCAACACCGCUCCCGCGACCGCGACCGCGACCGCAACCGAGAUCGUGACCGCGAACGUGAACGUGAACGCGAACGGGAGUCCGAGCGUCGCAACCGCGAGCGUGAACGCGAGGAAGAUAACAAAUCCCGUGAACGAGCACGAAUAGAAAAGCAGGCUGAAAGAGAACGAGAGAAGGAACUCGAAUCUAUUAAAGAACAGUAUCUGGGCACCAAAAAACCUAAGAAGCGGGUUAUCAAGCCAAGCGAGAAGUUUCGAUUUUCAUUCGAUUGGGAGAACACCGAGGACACCUCCCGCGACAUGAAUAUUCUUUACCAAAACCCUCACGAGGCUCAGCUAUUGUUUGGCAGAGGGUUUCGCGCCGGCAUGGACCGUCGUGAGCAGAAAAAGCUUGCUGCGAAGAAUGAGAAAGAAAUGCGAGAUGAAAUACGAAGAAAGGAGGGUCUGGAGGAGAAACCGGAGGAGGCCGCUGCGCAGCGUCUAAAAGAAGAGGCCGCAGAUCUAUAUGAUACUUUUGAUAUGAGGGUCGAUCGGCACUGGUCGGAGAAGAAGCUCGACGAGAUGACCGAGAGGGAUUGGAGAAUUUUCAGGGAAGAUUUCAAUAUUUCGUAUAAGGGGUCAAAGUUACCUCGUCCUAUGCGGAAUUGGGAAGAGAGCGGAUUGACUCUCGAACUCUUGAAGGCGGUGAAGAAGGCAGGCUACAAGAUGCCAUCUCCGAUCCAGAUGGCUGCCAUUCCGCUUGGUCUGCAACAGCGCGAUGUUAUUGGCAUUGCAGAGACAGGUUCGGGUAAGACUGCUGCAUUUGUUCUUCCUAUGUUGACUUACAUUUCUAGACUUCCCCCUAUGAACGAAGAGAAUGAGGCAGAAGGGCCCUAUGCUGUUGUCAUGGCACCCACUAGGGAACUUGCGCAACAGAUUGAAGAUGAAACUGUGAAAUUUGCGCAUUACUUGGGUAUUAAAGUGGUCUCUAUUGUUGGUGGACAGUCAAUUGAAGAGCAGGGUUUUAAAAUCAGGCAGGGAUGUGAGGUUGUAAUUGCAACACCGGGGCGUCUGAUUGACUGUUUGGAGAGGCGAUAUGCUGUUCUUAACCAGUGUAACUACGUAGUCCUUGAUGAGGCUGACAGAAUGAUCGAUAUGGGUUUUGAGCCACAAGUUGUGGGCGUCUUGGAUGCAAUGCCUUCUAGCAACCUAAAACCGGAGAAUGAAGAUGAAGAACUAGAUGAGAAGCGAAUUUACCGGACUACGUACAUGUUCAGUGCGACAAUGCCCCCGGCUGUGGAGCGUCUUGCAAGGAAGUACUUAAGGAACCCUGUUGUGGUCACCAUUGGUACUGCUGGAAAGGCUACUGAGCUCAUUACUCAGCAUGUGAUCAUGCUGAAGGAAUCGGAAAAAAUGCCAAGGUUGCGUAAGUUAUUAAAUGACCUUGGAGAUAAGACAGCAAUUGUGUUCAUUAAUACUAAGAAAUCUGCUGAUACACUUGCCAAGACUUUGGAUAAGGAGGGUUAUCGUGUAACCACAUUGCAUGGAGGGAAAUCACAAGAACAGCGUGAGAUCAGCCUUGAAGGAUUUAGGACAAAGCGGUUUAAUGUUCUUGUUGCCACAGAUGUAGCAGGGCGUGGAAUUGAUAUACCUGAUGUGGCUCAUGUUAUAAAUUAUGAUAUGCCAGGGAACAUUGAAAUGUACACACAUCGCAUUGGACGGACAGGGCGUGCAGGGAAGACUGGUGUGGCGACAACAUUCCUGACACUGCAUGACACUGAUGUGUUCUAUGAUCUGAAGCAGAUGCUUGUUCAGAGCAACAGCCCUGUUCCUCCUGAGCUAGCAAGACAUGAGGCUUCAAAAUUUAAGCCAGGAACAAUUCCUGACAGACCACCUAGACGGAAUGACACUGUUUUUGCUCAUUGAGGGUUUUGGGUUUUAGAAGACUCUUCUUGUUGAUGGCCCAGCCUAGAAUGCUGUAUUUGAUCCCAUUUUACUUGCUUGGACUUGAUGAUGCCUAUUCUGAUUACUGUUACAUAAUCAGGAAAAAAAAUUUGCUUUUUGAUGGGAAGAUAGGUAUCCAGGGUGUGAAAUUCUGAGAUCUGAAGGUACAUUGUUUCUUCAAAAGAAAAGUUUAGUGUUUUUUUUUUUUUUUCUUGUUUUCUUCUGAUGAAGAACAUUUCCUGUUGCAGUGAUCCAUAUAACCUAGUCAGAUGUCAUUUACUGUGUUUUUUAACCAGUUAUUUUGUUUUUUUUUUUUCUUUCACUUGGGCAGUUCUCUCUUUUUGCUUUUGCUGAUUUUGAUUGGAAGUUAAACGUUUUUUACUUGUUAUA